This is a messenger RNA of Amphimedon queenslandica, 905 nucleotides long. RefSeq lists its product as uncharacterized. The record is from RefSeq and is a predicted model, not a curated record. The annotation marks the transcript as partial. The transcript has 5 exons. Lineage: Eukaryota; Metazoa; Porifera; Demospongiae; Haplosclerida; Niphatidae.
GGAUCUUUAAUAGCAUUUGAUGGUGUGACUACUUGUUACUGCCCACCCAGUAACCGUAUCAAUUUACAGCUAUUGAAAAAUAUAGGAACUGCAGAACUUCAAGAUAAACUUGGUGAUUCAAGCAAGCAGAUGUGUUCCUUACUCUGCUACACAUACUGGAUUUAAUUUGAUUCCUGACUUUGGCAAAGCCAAGAGUGUUAAAGCUAAAACAUUCUGUGGUCCUAAAAAUAGUGAUGGAUCUAUUGACUGUACAAUAGAUAGCACUGAUUUUUCAUUGGGAACGUGCUAUCCAGAAAAACACUUUUGCAUUCAUCAGGUAGUGUGUCCAGUAACUCAUAUGGCAUCAAUUCAGUGCUCCAGUCUCGAUUUACCAAAAUCUGAUAGUGAUUGAGAGUGUCUUGAUUCAAUUUUUAUUACUAGUGGUAUUUUACAUGAAAAGCAAUACUGUGGUAAAACAGAUGAUGGUUGUUUCUCUCCUUUUCAAGAAGCUGGUGGCAGUAAAAUUAGGAUUGUUUUUGCAGGUGGGCAGUGCUGUCAGAAAUGUGGUUAUCGCUCAAGUGUACACCACAGUCAUCUUAUGCUAAUAAUGGGAAAAUAGCACGAGCUGAAAGAGAUAUAAAGAAGCAUGAGAUUGAAGAAAGAGGUGCAGCAGGUCCACCAACUAGAUAUCCAAGGAAAGUAAUAGUACCUGCUGGUGCUGUACUGACUUACAAAAACAGAUUACUCACCGUCAAACUCACAAAAGCAACACUUCAAAAGAUAUGGACUUCUAAACUUCAAGUGAGGGAUGACAUAGCUUUUGGCCCUGGUGUGCUGUUUGAGGCUAAAAGAAAUGCAAAUAGGUCAUUUGUGGGCUAUGGUAAACCAUGCAACUAUUUUUUAUUAAUUAAUGUACUUUUCAAAAG